Molecule: messenger RNA, 531 nt
Organism: Phytophthora megakarya
Lineage: Eukaryota; Oomycota; Peronosporomycetes; Peronosporales; Peronosporaceae
Source: the annotation of a GenBank genome assembly
AUGGGGAUCCAGUACGCGAUGGGCAUAGCCCUUCUGGAUUACUUCAUUCGGAUGGCACUUACCCAGAGUUCCCUGUGGAAUUCCGACUCCGCGAUGGAGAACGUUAUGGAUGGUGGACUACACAUCAACCAGGGAAGGACUAGCGUAGCUCAAGCUCAAUCGACAAAAUCAAGUCUAGGUGUGGUAUUCCUACUCAGAUCACGGCGAGUGCAGAAGUCAAGAUCACACUGGGAUCCUGGAUGGUCUAAAUCAAGGGAAUUCUGGGUGGCCAACACUGGUGAAGGAUUCCUGGGUAGCCUAAAUUACUACCACAAAUUCAUCGAAGAUUAUCCCGUGAUCGCAGCCUCCCUGUAUGAACGCUCGGACGACCAAAGAUUUGUCCUGAACAAAGCAGUCGUUGUAUUCCUGAAGCGCAAGAUCGUGGCGACCCCUGUAUUGCGGCACCCUGAUAGGUCCAAGCCGUUCGUCAUCAUACCCCAUGCAAACCCAUGGGCUGCCUGUGCAGUCAUGGGUCAGGAACACGGAGGAUAG